Molecule: messenger RNA, 1057 nt
Organism: Apis laboriosa (Himalayan honeybee)
Lineage: Eukaryota; Metazoa; Arthropoda; Insecta; Hymenoptera; Apidae
Product: CUE domain-containing protein 1-like
Exons: 5
Coding region: 89-859 (256 amino acids)
Molecular function (GO): ubiquitin binding
Source: RefSeq, a predicted model, not a curated record
GGAUGAUAAUUUAUCUACAUAUUUAUGUUUUUGAAAUAUUUUGAAUCUUUUGAAUUAUUGAGAUUAGCAACUUUAUAAUAACCACAUAAUGGCCUCUGCUAUGGAACAGCAGCAGCAACAACAACAACAACAACAACAACAACAACAACAACAACAACAACAACAACAACAACAAACUACCUUAGAAUUUUAUCAAGCAAUGGCUGAUUUUAAAAACAUGUUUCCACAAAUGGAUGAUGAUGUGAUUGAGGCUGUAUUAAGAUCUAAUCAAGGAGCUGUAGAUACAACAAUUGAUCAGUUACUUACUAUGAGUACAGAUAAUGAAAAUGAAAAAAUUAGGAGUGAAUUAGAGCAAAAUGAAAAAUCACCAAGUACUUCUAAGUCAUACAAAAUAGAUUCAACAAUAUCUUCAAAAAGUAUACGUAAGUGGCAACCUGCUUUAUUAGGACCAUUACCAGAUACAUUUCUUCGACUUCCUCAAGUUUCUGAAGAUAGUUUAGAUUCCUCUUACUUACAAGAAAAUUCAAUGAUAGAAGAUGAAAGAAUUGCUAUGUUUCUUCAAAAUGAAGAAUUUAUGGCUGAAUUACGUUGGAAUGAAGACUUUUUAUCAACUUUAGAAAAUGAUACAAAAAUUCAAGGAACAACUCUUGAGAAAUGUGACAGUCAAAUUGGUCAUGAUGAUGAAGAUCUUUUUAAAGAAAGACUAAAAAAUAUGGGCAAAAUGUCUCGACGUAAGUUUGCACAACUUACUAAAGUAUUUACACGCAGUAAAAAACGAGGAGGUAGACAGUUAUUACCUCCAACAGCUUCCUGUGACGACUUAUUAGAUUCAGAAGAAUCAUCUAGAUUUCAAUCUUAGAAAUUAGAACAGUUUUCUUAAUUUGUCAGGAAAAACAAUUACAAACAAUUCCAAUUGAUACUACAGUAAUUUAUCCAGUUCAAAAACAAAAAAGAAGCAUAUCCUUAUUAGUAUUAAUAAUUGAAUGGAAAAUUAUAAAAAAGAUUUAGAUAAUAAUAGUUUUAUUAUUGUGGAUUAUAUAUUUAAAUUAGAACUCAA